ACUUUUGAUCGCAGGGAUCACCUGACAAGCAUCCGGCACGAAGGAUUGGCUGCCUUGAUGUUAGACCCAAUAAUAAACGGAUACCAUCUCACACGAGUCCUUAUGGACGGCGGAAGUAGUCUUAAUCUGAUAUAUCAGGACACAGUCCGCAAAAUUGGGAUAGACCCCACAAAAAUCAGCCACAGUAAUACUACCUUCAAGGGAGUAAUACCAGGCCUAGAGGCCCACUGCAUGGGCUCUCUAAUACUAGAGUUUGUAUUUGGUUCUCCCGACAACUUCCGAAGCAAAAAGUUAACCUUCAACAUCGCUCCAUUCCGAAGUGGCUAUCAAGCACUACUCGGAAGAGCAGCUUUUGCUCGUUUUAAUGCAGUACCGCAUUACGCUUCUCUCAAGCUUAAGAUGCCCAGUCCACGUGGCAUCAUCACAAUUAGCGGAAAGUCAAGACCGCGGACACGGCUAGACGAG
Aegilops tauschii subsp. strangulata is the source of this 465-nucleotide messenger RNA. RefSeq lists its product as uncharacterized. Lineage: Eukaryota; Viridiplantae; Streptophyta; Magnoliopsida; Poales; Poaceae. The record is from RefSeq and is a predicted model, not a curated record.